This is a messenger RNA of Zonotrichia albicollis (white-throated sparrow), 184 nucleotides long. NCBI's taxonomy places the organism in Eukaryota, Metazoa, Chordata, Aves, Passeriformes, Passerellidae. The record is from RefSeq and is a predicted model, not a curated record.
GUCCCUGGUGGUGGUGCACUUCUGGGCGCCAUGGGCUCCGCAGUGCGCGCAGAUGAACGAGGUGAUGGCGGCGCUGGCACGGGAGCACAGCCAGGUCACCUUCGUGCAGCUGGAAGCUGAGGCUGUGCCUGAAGUGUCUGAAAAAUAUGGAAUUAGUUCUGUUCCAACGUUCUUGUUCUUUAAG